AUGGCAUCUUCUAAAAAUCUGGAUUCACUAUUGACCAAUCCUCUUUUAUCUGAUCAGUCAUAUAAUGAACAACACGAUGAAGUAUUAUCAUCAUUGACGACUAUUGUAACGAUUCCUAAUUCAACGCUGCCUAUGUCUAUUAUUUCAUCAAUAAAGAAUAAAGAUGAACCGAAUAAAUUAUCAAUUGAAAACCGAAGGUUGACAAGCACUAAUCUAAUGGCUGAUGUAAGUCGCCGAUUACGACUAAGAAAAAUAACACAUGAUCGACUUUGUAAAAUAAAUAAUAUCAUGUGUUUUCUUGGUCUUUUUGGUGUUCUUCUUAUGAUCAUCGAAAAUGAGAUUAAUUUUAUGAAUGUUUAUGAAAAAGAUAUAAUUAGUUGGAUUAUUAAAUUAAUAAUUACAAUUACAACAGUCAUUCUUGUUUGUCUUGUAUUUUAUUACCAUCGUUUAGAUUUAUAUCUUUAUUUCAUUAAUAAUGAAAUUGAUAAUUGGAGUAUUGAUUUAACAAAUAAGAAAAUAUUUCCAAUUCUAUUUGAAGUAUUCAUUUGUUUUAUACAUCCUGUUCCUCGAUUCUUUUCUUUGAAUUGGAGUUUACGACAUGAUAAUUCAACAAUAUUUGAUUCAUCUAAAACAACUUCUAUGUCCCCAUCUCAUAUAGAUAUUGAUGUUGUACUUAGUUUAUUAAUGUUUGCUCGUUUUUAUUUGGUGUGUCGUUUUAUUUUAUUUCACUCUUCUUUAUUUCGGGAUGUAUCAUUUCAAUCUUUGGGUUAUCUUAAUGAAGUAUCCAUGAAUUUUUUCUUUCUUAUUAAAAUUUAUCUUGAACAAUGGCCAACCCGUUGUUUAUUAUUAUUUUGUGGAUUUCUCUUUUCUAUUGGUAGUUGGUCACUACGGGUAUGUAGUUAUACAAAGACAACAGAACCUUUAUCUAUUCUUGAUUCAAUGUGGUUAUUUAUUGUCACGUUUACUACUAUUGGUUAUGGAGAUUUAACACCAUCGACCUAUUGUGGACGAAGCGUUGCUGCUAUCAUUGGUCUAACGGGUGUUUUGUCCACUGCUCUUCUCAUUUCUGUUCUAGCAGAAAAACUUCAGUUAACUCGAUCAGAAAAAUACGUGCAUAAUUUUGUAUCAAAUAUGGAAUUGGCAAAAGAACGCAAUAAUCAAGCAGCUAAUGUCAUUAAAUUUGCAAUAAAACUUUGGUAUUUGAAACAAACACAUCGAUCUACAUCGACUGAAUAUAUCAAAACAGAACGAAAAUUAAUUCGAUCAAUACGUUUUAGUCGAAAAUUGAAACAAGAGCAAGGAAAAUUAAUUGAUAAUUGUAUUGGAUUACAAGAAAUAAUAACGAUACAACGAGAAACUAAUAGUAAAAUAGAAGAAAAUGCAGAACAAUUAAUAAUAAUGAAAUUGCAAGUCGAUAAAAUUGAUGAGAAUUUUGUUAAUAUAAAUCAUACAAUGAUAAGUAUACAAAAAACACUUAAUCUCUUAUUGAUUGGAAUGUCACAAGAAAAGAAAACUUUUUAA
This is a messenger RNA of Rotaria sp. Silwood2, 1521 nucleotides long. The record is from the annotation of a GenBank genome assembly. NCBI's taxonomy places the organism in Eukaryota, Metazoa, Rotifera, Eurotatoria, Philodinida, Philodinidae.